AACAAAAAAUAAACCAAUCAAACAAGCGGUAAUAAACGUUCCGCAGUGUUUUGGUUUCCGGCUUAAAUCUCAUAAUCAAUCAUAUGGUUUGUAACCUUUAAAAAGUUAACUUUCCAACGUCGAUCACAAAAUGUUGCUCAACUUGGUUUUACGUUCCCUUCGACGUUCCCCUCUGGGUGGGGUUCGCAGCGUUUGGACAGGAAGGAACACGCUGGCGGAGGAUGACCCUGAGCUUUCUGCCAUCAUCUCAAAGGAGAAAAACAGGCAGGUCACUGGACUUGAGCUUAUCGCAUCAGAGAACUUUGCCAGUAGAGCAGUGAUUGAGGCGCUGGGCUCGUGUUUAACUAACAAGUACUCUGAGGGCUAUCCUGGAGCAAGAUACUAUGGUGGUAACGAGUACAUCGACCAGGUGGAGACGCUCUGCCAGAAGCGAAGCCUCGAGACUUUCCGGUUGGAUCCGGCACAGUGGGGUGUGAAUGUGCAACCAUAUUCUGGGUCUCCAGCAAACUUUGAGGUGUUUACGGGCCUUCUGAACCCACAUGACCGAAUUAUGGGCCUAGAUCUACCGGAUGGGGGACACUUGACUCACGGUUUCAUGACUGACACAAAGAGGAUCUCUGCAACUUCUAUUUUCUUUGAAUCUAUGCCUUACAGAGUUAAUCCUGAGACUGGUAUUAUAGACUAUGAAAAACUCCAUGAAACAGCUCGCCUGUUCCGUCCUAAGCUCAUUAUCGCAGGCACCACGGCAUACUCUCGUCUCCUUGACUACAAGAAAUUCAGAGAGAUCUGUGAUGAAGUGAACGCUGUGAUGUUAGCGGACAUGUCACACAUAUCUGGCCUAGUGGCGGCGGAUGUCAUCCCAUCUCCUUUCGAGUACGCUGAUGUUGUCUCAUCCACCACUCACAAAACUCUGAGGGGGCCAAGGGCUGGCAUCAUAUUUUUCCGCAAGGGUCUGAAGGGAAAGGACAAGAAGGGCAAUGACAUCCUGUAUGACUACGAGAAGCGCAUCAAUGGGGCCGUGUUCCCCUCAUUGCAGGGCGGGCCACACCAGCAUCAGAUUGCUGCCAUAGCAACUGCAAUGAAGCAGGCCCAAUCCCCAGAUUUCCGUGAAUACCAGAAGCAGGUGGUUGCCAAUGCCAAGGUGAUGGGGGAGGAACUGGUGAAGAAGGGAUACAAGGUCAUCUCAGGUGGUACAGACAAUCAUCUUAUCUUGAUGGAUCUCAGGCCGAGUGGCACAGAUGGCACACGCACAGAGCGGGUGCUCGAGCUUUCUUCCAUCACCGUCAACAAAAACACGACGGCCGGUGAUAAAAAUGCCUUCACCCCAGGAGGGCUGAGACUAGGUUCUCCAGCACUGACCUCGCGCGGGUUCAAGGAGAAGGAGUUCAAGCAGGUGGUGGAGUAUUUGGACCAGGGUAUCAAGUUGACCAUAGACAUCCAGAAGAAAACAAAGACGCUAAAGGACUUCAAAGAGUACGUGGUGGAAAACAACCAAGACACGGAAAGGAUCAAGAAGCUGCGGGACCAGGUGAACAAGUUUGCAUGCAGCUUCAACAUGCCUGGGCUGGAGGGAAGAUAACUCUGAUGCAGAAUGACUGGGAUAAAAGGGAGGGCACUGGGCAUUAUUAACUGUUGUCAUUAUUAACUGAUUUUGCGGAUUAAAUUAGUUGUAAAAAUUGUCACAAAGUUGGUCACCAAAAGCUGACACUCUGCAUUAAUCACUUUUAUUUAUCUUUUUUUUCUUCAUUUAUUAGAAUGCUUCACAUUUAAAUUCAAUUCAAAAAUUUACUAGCAUACUUAGUUAACAGCCAUUUCACUUGGAUGAAUUAUUUUUUGUAAAUAAAAUUAUAUAUACUUUGUUA
This is a messenger RNA of Dreissena polymorpha, 1862 nucleotides long. RefSeq names its product serine hydroxymethyltransferase, mitochondrial-like. The coding region runs from base 131 to 1579 and encodes 482 amino acids. The transcript has 12 exons. NCBI's taxonomy places the organism in Eukaryota, Metazoa, Mollusca, Bivalvia, Myida, Dreissenidae. Gene Ontology annotation, cellular component: cytoplasm; nucleus; cytosol. Gene Ontology annotation, molecular function: glycine hydroxymethyltransferase activity; pyridoxal phosphate binding; mRNA regulatory element binding translation repressor activity. The record is from RefSeq and is a predicted model, not a curated record. Gene Ontology annotation, biological process: tetrahydrofolate interconversion; protein homotetramerization; folic acid metabolic process.